Messenger RNA from Aplysia californica (California sea hare), 2536 nucleotides. Its product is annotated as mucin-5AC. Lineage: Eukaryota; Metazoa; Mollusca; Gastropoda; Aplysiida; Aplysiidae. The coding region runs from base 59 to 2131 and encodes 690 amino acids. The transcript has 2 exons. Gene Ontology annotation, biological process: protein dephosphorylation; negative regulation of MAPK cascade. The record is from RefSeq and is a predicted model, not a curated record. Gene Ontology annotation, molecular function: protein tyrosine/threonine phosphatase activity; MAP kinase tyrosine/serine/threonine phosphatase activity. Gene Ontology annotation, cellular component: cytoplasm.
ACUCUUUUCUCUCUGUUUCCCACAGGUGUGUUGCUGAGAAGAGAAGAUCCCCGCUGUCAUGGUAAUUCUGGGCAGUUGGUCAGAGCAGCAUCGCCGCACGCAGCAAAACAACCCUUCUCCUGCAGGCUCGGCCCACCUACGUCACACAGAUCACGUGACCGCCGGCACACCGCUCGUGGUGCACACAAGCUGUGACGUAACCGAGAUCUCUUCCACUCUCUAUUCCCUCGGGGGUCAAGUCCUCACCAUGGCGGAGACUUCGGCAGCUGGGGAGAUAACUCCGGCGAAAUCUGUGAGAGGCACCACCACCACUUCUACCACCUCCGCCAACAGCAACAGCAACAGCAACAGCAACUGCCCGUCUCCUGUUCGGGAUGACCUUGAAACGCAACAGCAGACAGCCGCGAGCGCUUCUGCCAGGUCACGGAGGAAGUUUGCGAGAUCUGGGUCAAAUUCCUGGUUCAACAAAUCUUUCGACCAAGCCGUUCUCAACCAGGCGACAAAACCUCCACCGGCACGGAGCAUGCGCAGACAGAGCUCUGUAACUGACUUUUUCCAGAACGUGCUCUCUAAGAGUAAAUCGCACUUACAAGACAUUUUCUCUUCGAAGAGGGAAAAAUCGAAGAUAAAAAUGGCGAUGACGACGGCACAAGAAGCGAGACUGCAGUCUCCAACAGCGGCGGUGGCGGCGGCUUCGGACAAAACCGCUGAGUCAGCCUCAGGGGCUGAGGGCGGGGCUUCCCCGGCGCAGUCCGGCCAUGACCUCGGCUUCAGGAGCGCCAGCUUGCACAAGUCUUGUCCUAGUUUCUACGACCCGGACUCCGAGCUCGUGGACACGUCUUCUAUCAACGUCCAGAUCAGCCUUGACCCCAGCCCCACGGAGACAAGACCAGACAUCUCCAAACGUCGACGCUCGGGCGACAAAAGCAGAGUCUCCUCCCCUACCUCGCCCAUGACGGCGACCAUGAACAUGUUUGUGGUCACAAAACCCACCAAUUUCCGUUCCAAAUCCGAAGAUGUGGAUUCUUCUUUAACCAACGCCGCCCCGACACAUAGGAGAUUGACCAAAAAGUCGAGCCUGCCUUUUUCCACCUUCCGCCAUGAGGGCACGUCCUCGCCCACUAGCAUCUCCUCCCUCACCUCCCCCAGCAAAAAGAAAACACCAGUCUCGGACACUGCAAGUCCAGGCAGGUACCGAGCGCCAAAGAUCGUCACCCUCUCCUCUCACGAUUCUUCGGACAGCGCAGACGAGAGUCAGUUCAGAAUCGGUUCCUUCACCAGCACGCCACCAGGCGCUUACACAGGAGGGGGGCGGGCAAGUUUCACGGGCACAACCGCUUUGCUGACAACAGGUGACGUUAUCAGUAGAGCCAAGAGAGCUUUGGUCAAAAGCAACUCGGACACUUUCGCAAAGUUGAGCUCGUCGCCACUACCCCUCGUAAAAGCCUCGUCCGAUGGCAACUGUUUCAAGAAGAAUUCUGUGUCUUCAUUAGCCACCAGUAUGACGUCAUCGGCGCGAGUUAUGGUGAGCGUCACGGACUACCUUUUCCUGGGCAGUGUGGAGGCAGCCUAUAACGAACCACUUCUUUGCAAAUACGGAGUGUCUUCGAUGAUCGACAUGACCAAUAUUUCGCCAACUCUUGUUCCUCCCCACAAAAAAUCCGAUUGCCCUUGCGCGUGUGUGAACAAGACGCACUUCCGUUCGAAACUGAACAUCGGGGUGGACGACAUCGAGUGGGAGAAUCUAGAACAAUAUUUCGAGGAGAUCAACGCGUUCAUCAACGGUGCGCGCCUCAAAGGACGGCGCGUGCUUGUCUACAGCUACAUGGGCCAGUCUCGAGCGGCCGCGGCUGCCAUUCAGCACUUGAUGCACCACUUCAAAAUGCCCUACAGAGAAGCUCUUCACGUGGUGCGCUCCAAGCGACCGCAAGUGAAGCUAAACUCGGGAUUCGUGAAAGCUCUCCUGCGUCUCGAGAAGCGGCUCGGUCUUCAGACUGUCAACCAAGACGAGAAAGGGGCGGGGUUAAAAAAGCAGGAGAACAAGCCCGAGGAGUCACCGAGGGUGUCACGUGGAUCUGUGGAGGACCUAUCAGCGCCGCCCGUAGUGAGGGGGGCGUGGUUAGAAUGUUGAAAAACGAAUGAUUGUUGUGUAUAAUAACCAGUAACAGACAUGUGUCCUGUACAAACCAGAUGCCAGCUCAUUAACCCUCACCGUCUCCACAAACGGGCAUUGCUGAUGACGUCAUUCAUCAGAAAGAACUCUCUCAACCUGGGCACCCCGUCAUGACGUAAGCCGACACCUUUUCAACGUCCCCAAAACUGUGCUGGACGAUCUUGCAUUCCAGGCCAACCAAUACCCAGGACUUGAUGCCAGUCUAGAACAAGAAAACAUCCCCAAAGUUUAAUACAAUAUAGUGUAUCACAAGAUCCUGAUAAUGUGCGUCCACCUUUUGAACCACUGCCUAAUCUUAUUGAAGGUGUGUCUGUUUUAAAGGGGUUGGGGGGUGGGAAGGAGGUGGGUAUUUUGAGGAAUUUU